GCUGCUACUAGUUGUACAGUUCUCUUUCAGUUUAUAUCAGCAAGCCCAAUGGAGUCUUCUAAAGGACCUAGUCAGGUUCACAGAGCAAAGUUAUUACAAGUCCCCACUGGAAAUGAUUUCACUUCAGAGGACGAAGAUGUUAAUAUUGACAUUAAACUUCGUUUCUCCCCACGUCCCCGAAGACGGAAUUCUUCAGCUUCAGAGGAAGAGGAGGCAGAUACUCCCACCAACAUCUCAAGAAAAGUUUCAUUUGCUGAUGCAUUUGGGUUUGAUCUUGUGUCUGUUAAAGAGUUUAAUAUCUGGGAAUUUCCAAAUACAGGACAAGAAAAUGAUAUGGAAGAAGAAGUUUUUCCUCAAGAUGAAUACUUUUUGUCCCAGCAGUUUACAUUGCCUGCUUCUCAAGAAGAGCUUUUACAAAAAGUGCGAGAGCAGAAAGUAAUGUUGGAGUCAGUCCUCUUCCUGCCUGGGAUUACCUGUAUGAACGGCAUUAUACGAGUCCUCAAUGUAUCCUUUGAAAAGCAGGUGUACGUUCGAAUGACAUUGAAUAACUGGCUCAGUUAUUAUGACAUCCUCGCAGAGUUCAUGCCUAAUUCUUGUGGUGGUGAAACAGACCAGUUUUGCUUUAAGAUUUCCUUGGUGCCUCCUUUCCAGGAAGAUGGAACUAAGGUGGAAUUCUGUAUACGCUAUGAGACAUCAGUUGGUACCUUCUGGGCAAACAAUGAUGACAAAAAUUACACACUGAUUUGUCACAAGAAAGAAACUGUGCCCAAGGUGGAUAAUAAACCCCAGAAAGAGGUUACAGAUAGGUGUCUUAAAGGCUGCUUAAAGACAACACAAAGCAGAAAAGAAGAAAUAUUGGCAACAUCUGAUGAUGGCACAUGGAAUAACUCAAGGACUUCAGACACAAACAUCCCAGAGAUUGUUUAUUCACAAGCAGAAGACAAAGACACCAAACUAGCUAAUGAAAAUAUAAAAGAGAAAAAUGCAGAAUACAGCCAGGGUGAUCACAAAGAUGAUGAAGAAGAAUUAGAGUUGCUGUUAAAUCAGCACUUCACAGGAGCUAGAGGUACCUCUUCCAGAGAUGAAAGGAAUUUAUACACAACAGAACCAAUUAAUUUUCUAAGUGAAACUGAAAGAUUGGUGAAAAAGCUAACCUGUAUAGAAAGAAGCGGUGACUUGCACCCUGUGCCUAUCAGAUCCUCAUCUGAAAACUCUUCACAUGCGAUAGGAGAAGAACUAAAAGAUAAAGCUAAGUAUUCUGUGAGAGAUUAUAAUAAUCAGCUAACAGGGAAGGAAGUCACUGCUGGCUCAGUAAACAGCUAUGGGCGGUCUUUGGAACAUACUGGUACCAGUGAAAGCCUUUUAUUGGCAAAACAUUUUCCUCUGACAAAGCAGAAUGAGGCUAUCAAUUUUAUGGAUACUGGCUCAAGCCAACAAGGAGAGAGGCACACAGAUAUUUCAAAAGGUGAAAUAGAUAGUGCCUCAGGAAAUAAGAUGAUGGAGAGGUUAUUCAUCAGUGAGGAUGCUGCUGGUACCUCAAAAGGGGCCUGUGAAACGAGACCAGAAACCAUUUUGCCAGAGCAUGAUGAAUCCGUGCAAUUAAAUGCAUGCAUAGCAAGGACGCUGGAUGGUAACGCUAAUCCAGCUCUGGAGCACCGGGCACCACAAACGUCUCACCAGACUUUGGAUUCAUUGUUGUCAGAUGCUGACAGAAAUGAAGGAAAAAUCAAGAAGAUUGAAAGCAAAGUUCAGGUACAUUUAAGAGGAGAUUUAUAUGUCAGCACUUUUGAACGUGCUGGUGUCUCAACAGAUUCCUCACAAAAAAAAGGAGCUGGUGAAAUGUCAGAAAAGAACACUGAUUUAGGGAAGCAGAAGAAAGUCGUUGAAGUGGCAGACUUGGCAUCAAUUGGUGAGGAGGAAGCAUACAAGCCUUUCAGGUCACACGGGAAACACAAUGCCAAAGCCCUGAACUCAGCACCUCUGCCAGCUGAGAACAACAAGCAGGCACCCAGGGCCACCAGCGUGGAUGAAAGGCGACCUGAGAACACUCAGGAGCUCAGAGGAUUCAGGAGGUUAAAAGACCGAGAGAAGUUAGAUGACUCAAAUAAAGGGAGACCAACUGGAAAGGAAAGUGAAGCAAACUUUGCAGAGCAGAGGUGGCAAGAAACGGGGAGUGAGGCUCUGUGGAGUGUGAGGGGGAGCAUGGAACCACAGACCGUGACUUCCACAAAGGAAUUGUUUGCCUGCCAGGAGGCAGAGAGUUGUGAAAAGUCUUCUCUCUCUGAGCAGGUUAUUACAGAGAAAACAGAGGCAGGUACAGCUUAUAUAAUUAAAACAACAUCAGAAAGUGCUCCAGAAAAAAUGCCUGGCAGUGAAAAAGCAGUAAUUGUUAAGCUACCUCGAGAGACUGCACUAAGUGACAGGCCCACAGAGGAAAAGGAAACAGCGUUUGAUACACGUGAAGGGAGAAAUGAUGGUUCACAUUAUGCUCUUUGUCAACUCAACACAGUGGGUGUAUUAUAUGACACUGAAUUUGAAAAGGAAUCAGUUUUAGGUAUUUAUAAUGCAUGCGUACAUGAAACACUGCAAGGAGAAAUGAAGCCUGUAUGCAAUAGCAGGGAAAAAUGUGCCAGAGCACAACCAGAUAAUAUUCUACCUGUAGGAGAAGCAGUAAAGGCUUCUGCUACAGGAGAGAAAGAUUUGCAGGAGGGUUUAUGUUCAGAAGUACCUGAAAGCCCCCUGAGUACUCAGAAGCAUCUAUACCUUGAGAAAGCAGAAGAGCUCUACAGGGAAGAACGCCAUGGUGAUACACUUUCCUGUUUAUGUUCUAAAGCUGAAACAAAAAUGCCACCUUCUGGUACAAAUACUGUGCCUACUUACAGUUAUAAAAGCUCUUCAGUGACAUCUUCAGAAGGGCCCACUGUGGAAAGAGGCAGGGAGCACCUGCAUAGAUACUUUGAAUCCAAAGUCAUUGAGAAGGUAGUUGCUGAGUCAGGGUACAAUUUAAAUCUAACAGAGGAAAUUACAUGUAUUAAAACAAGCUGCUCUCCUGAAGUUGAGAAAGAAGUACCUUCCACUUCAGACACAGCAAUUUUUGGAGAAGGAAGAGGAAGGAAUACAGGUCAAUUUUUCCAUCAAGCAGAGCUCCAGCAAGAGAAGUCAUGGAAGCCAGAGGCUUUCAUUAGUAAGUCUACCAAAGAAAAUAGAAGAACAGACUCUCAAGCUGACCAUUUAAUAACCGAAGAGAAAACACUAAACUGGCUUAAUGACUCACAGAAAGAAAGCCAAUACACUUCUGAUUCUGCAGAUAUUUCUAACCAGAAGAGUGAAGUGCUUAAGUUACCUAGUGAGUCUCCAGGUCUAAAACAUAUUGCUUUCAAAAUAUUUUAUUUCUUCUUGUUUCUUCUAUUUGCUGCAACACUCUACCACUAUGAUUUGAUGGUCUGCCUUGCACUCUACCUGUUCUCCGUGUAUUGGCUAUACCACGAAGGAAGACGAAACAAGGAGUCUGUCAAGAAGGAAUAACAGACUGUCAGCUGUGCUCAGGAUCCAUGGUCAAUAACCUCCAAUUCCACCACAGCAUUUUCAUUGUUAAAGAGUUUAUUCUUUGCUAGAACCAAAGCAAGAUUUCCACAGCAGCAUCUUUUACUAAGAGAUCACAUAUAAAGUUGAGCCUUCAUGUAAGUAAUUAAACUAUGCAGGACCAUUUUGUUUGGAUCAUUAAAUACCUAUAUGAAGAUGAGUUCUGAAGCACAUCAAGUUAAAAUGAAGUACAGCUGUUGCUUCUUAGCAGGAUAUGAAGAAGCAACGUUUCAUGUCUCCAUAGUACUUAAGCCCACCACUUACUUGCUUUAAUUUCUUUUGCAUCAAAGCUUCAUAUUUUUCUGGGAAGUUUUUUCCUAAGAUUCUGUGUGGUACAUAACAACACAAGGAACAAUAUCAAACCUAAGUCAGUAUUUUGGUGCUGACAUUGCAGUUGAUAAUCUGCUAGUGUAAUUAGCCAAUGCUCUAAGCAAUGCAUCUGUUGAUAGUUUAAUGCAUUUUUCCAAAUUUUUAUUUCAUUAUUUUGACUUAGAGCUUCAGCAGUACCCCUGUUUGAAAAGUGUAAGGCUUUGACUUCAAUAACGUCAUGUAACUUCCAGGAUAUAACUGUGUAGCAGAAUAGAUGUGCUGUUUCCACCCUGUAAAGAUUGAAGGUCACAGCCACAGGCCUCUUACUGAUCACUCACAUGCACGAAAAUUUUUUGGGUUUUGCAAAUGAGGACUGAGUAACAUGACUGAGAAUUUCACUGAACGGUUAUUCUGGGCAAAGCCUUUAAGUGACAUUUUUCGUCAGAAUUGCUUGAGCGUAUCUACAAAGCAUUAAAUAAAUGUUACAAAGGAAUGCUAUAACUGUGUGGAGCAUGUCUGAAUUAGAUUUACUGCUUUUUUCCCUAUGGCUUGCAACCUAGAGAUAAAAAAACACCAAGAGAGAGCACUGAGCAUGACCCUGCGGUCCAGGGAGGCUAUUUUGUCUGGUUUGGGUAAGGCAGAAAAGACUGCAGGGCAGUCAGAAUCUGCCCUAAGGAGAGCCCAAAUUGACCCUGUGCAGCAGUUCUGUGGGGUAAACACAUAGGCAGCUUUGCUGCAUGGUGUCCCACACUGCAGGUGUCCCACACAAGAUCAAGCCCAAUUUUGUCCAGAAGGAAAAGAAUGGACAGGUUAUGAUGCUCUUCAGCCAUUUCCCAGAGGAUAUUCAGAGAUGCUAUCACAGGUAGGAUAUUAAAAGAAGCACCAAGACUGCAUAAUGUCUCUGAAGCCAUAGAAAUUAAGAAGGUAAAAAAGUUGUUUUAAAGCUGUUUGUUUCACUUUCCUUACUACCACUGUGAAAUACCCUAACUGAAAGUCUUGGUUGCAUAUCUGACUGGUUAUGUAAUAGCAGAAUUAUUUAGUUGUUAGCUUAGCUCUGGAAUAAAUGUUUUAAAGUCUAUGUAAAACUUAUUCACAUAUUUCAGGAUGAUAGAAAACUCUUUUAUAGGAGGCACCUUGGCAUUCCUGUUCUGCAGGAAUGUAAAACUUUGGAACAUUUUCAUUUAGCAGUGCAUUCAGUGGGGUGAGCAAGUAUGUGUGUGAUCUAUUGCUAAUAGGUGUUUUGAUGGCUGGAUACCUUGAAGACUUCUGAGAGCAAUCCAUGAAUGAGUUAUAGUGAUGGGCUAGAGGCAUUAAGGAGCUACCCCAAGGGUUGUGUCCAGAUGUUCAAAGGUAUAUAUGAGGAAAAUAUUCAUUGAGAUAAAGAAAUUAAUUCAAUAGGCAUUAGGAGAUGAAUCCAAUAAAAAGCUUAGGCUUAGACUUAAAGCAGGAUUGAAGUUAAAUCAGUGUAAGUCCAAAGUAAUGAUUGCAGACCUUCCUUUAUUUGGAGACAACAAAUGCUGAAAGAACCUAUUCUUUUCAUGAUGUUUAUACAUCUCCAAAAAGCACAACAUUGCCUUACUUCUGGUGGUUUACCUCCUGCAGUGUGACAAGUCCCUGGUCUAAGUGGAUCAGAUUUUCAGCUUCACUGGGAUAGAGACAUCAGGUAUUGCUUUACUUCAUAGUAUGGUGAAAACUCUGAAAUAACACCUACUAUAUUCUGACAGAAUCAAGGUCCUUAGACAGAGGGAUAAAAAGUGAAGAAAGCAUCCUGUACCUGUCCUGCUGAAAGUCUCACAAUGCCAGAUUCCUCAAGUGAGAGAAAUCAAAGACAUUGGACACAUUUCAAUCUUACAAUUAAAACAACCAUGGCAGAAAGUAAAAUCUUUAGAUUCAGUCAGCAGUUAAAAGCCCCAACAAUCUAAUUUACCGCAUGGCUUUUUAAAGCAAAAUUCAUAAACUUCAGAGCAAGGACCAAAGUCCAGGUUCCUGACUGGUUAGGUAAGAUCUCAAACUAAGUCACAGGAUUCAAACCCAUGUUUGAAUAUCUUCAGCUUUACCAAACCCGGGCCUUUCAUCCAGCAGAAUGUACUGUUGGAGUAGUAUUAUUAUGAGGAGUAGUAUUAUUAUGAGGAGAACUGUGCUCACCGGGGUUUGGCAGUACCGCUGUGCAUAGAUGGUUUCCUACUUUCUCAGCUGAAUAAAACUGAAAAUGGUUCUCUGCACAGAACAAUAGAUAUUUUUUUUUUUACCAUUUGAGGCUAGAGACUCAUUUGAUGCUCCCAUCACAGAGGAGUUUUCUUUUCCCAGAACUUGUCCAUUUUUAAGAGAGGUCUUAAUCUGACACAGUCUAAAUCACUAAGCACCUGAGACAGCUAAAGAACUUUAAAUGUCUUGGACACAUGCCUUGUUUUAAGCAGAGCUGUCACCAUGGAAGUAGAAAAGCCUGGUUGUGUUUUUCUAUUGAAUCUUGGGGUUUCUAUGCAGUGUGCAUUUUAAGGAUCCUUUUGCUCCUUCUCACAGAAGCAUAGACAUCCUUGGACCCAUAGUAGAGCCAUACAUUUGUGUGGUAGUUGUCUGUAUGUAAUCUGCAAGGUGAAAAUUUUGUUUCCUAUGCAUUUCAGCCCAUAAUAUUUGGUUCAUUGUCAAAGGCUCAGCUCAGCUGAUUAAAGAGCAAGAAAAGGGUUAGAGAUGAUUGAUGGACCCAGGACCAUGGGUGGAGGAAAGUCAGUGAAUUGAAUCAGUCUCCGGACAACAGAAAAAUGUUACAUAGAGCUCAGUAGAGUCAAUAUGACCUGCAAAAAAAUUGCAAGGGAUAGAUAGAGAUGAUCUAUUAAUACAGACGUUCAUGAAAAACUAGUGGGCUUUUAAUAUGUGUCAUAUUUUAAACAAUUCCUAAAUAUCAGCUAACAUUUAGCUAAAUUACUUCAAUCUCUACAGAAAGUGUGCUUUAAACAGCUGUAUUCCUGUAAUCAACAGGUUAAACAUCUGGGUUUGCCAUUUUAACACGUACAGUCAUUCAGAGUUGGAAUUUAGGGUAAAUAUUUGAGUGUUAGGAUAAGCAUAUUUCAUCUACACACAAGUGGAAUACUGUUAGCAUUUCUCAGAUUUGGAUUGGGAUUUUAUGUUCUAUAUUUAAAAUAUUUAAUCAGCAUAUCGUACCUUAUGAUUGCAAAACAGGACUCAAGACUGAUCUGUGAGCACAGGUGCCCGAACUUUAAAAUAUGUAUGUGCUUAAAACAACAAAGCAAGUAAUUUUAUCUUCUUUUAUUUAUCAUUUGAUAAGCGAUCUUUUAAAAAUCUUCUUACUUUUGUUUCUAGUAUAGAAGAAACACCUUUAUAACAUUGGCAAAGUAUUGGGUUUUGCUUACUUUAGGGAAUAAAUGGUGUGUUGUGCUCUUGCAAUGAUUCAUAUUUAUCUUGCCUACAAGGCAGCAGUAACAUAUUUCUAGUUAAUACUUUAAUUUCUAGUAGAUUCUAGUUAUUUCUUACAGAAAGAAGGUGCAAUCCUAGAUGGUAGGGUAAUCCUGUGGUCACAAAGGAUUUGACUCUGGUACAAUAUAGUGAUCAAAAAUAAUAUAAUUUAAAAAGGCUUCCUUGCAUUAUUGCAAGGUAUAUGAGGUGUAUCUACAUUCCAUACCAUGGCAGGCAUGUCCCAUGGCUAUUAUCCAAACUGCACAUGUAACAAAUAAAUUAAUUUUCAUAUUGUGGCAUGUCUAAUCUGUUGAAUUGGCUUAAAUAUAAAUUCAGGGCAGAAGAGAAGAAUUUCUGCAUUCAGAUAUCUUGCUAGGAGGUAGUCAGAAGAAGCUGCAUCAUUAAUGACUUGUUGUUGCUAAUUGCUUGCUAGUUCUUAUCCAUCAGUGACUUUUGGCUCAACAGAGGAUAGGCUCUGAAACAAUCUACAGCCUUUAAAGUCCUAGUUAAUAUUGGAAAUUAAAAAAUAAAGAGGACAGAGUAUGAACUAGAUCCCUAAAGGAAGGUUAAUAUGAUGAUGUUCUGAGUCACUAUACUAGAUUUUAUAUGCCAAAUAAUAUAUACACCCCUGAAUAAAACACCUGAACUCUCUAGUCAUUGAACAUAUGAAUGAGAAUCAAAAGAGACAAUGUGUUAAAUAUGGAACUGUCAAAUUUUUCUAAUAAAAACCCCUGAUGGCAGAGUUAGGUCGUACACCCUUGCCCUACCAGGGGGAUUUAGUUACUGCUGGGCAGGGACAUGCUUUUUUCAGGUCAGGUUCCAUAUUCUGCAGCCCUCUUGUGCACUGAGGUACCUAAACAGCUGCCUUCAGGAACAGGAUACUUUGCAGAAAACAAACCUAGAGUUUUGGGACAAGAGAAAGAGAAAGUUUAAUCCCUUAAGCCAUAGAUUGGAGGGAUAUUUUGAUAUAAACUUUGUUCCAAGAAUAACUCAUGCAUCUUAUGUGAAAUUCUAUUUAGAUAAAAUACAAAAACAAGACCUUUACAUCUCUUCAGUGAGGUCUACUUCUUCCUUAGACUAUAAAUUAACUUUUCCAGGCCUACAUCAGUGCCUCAUCAAUCAGGAGUGGAGAAUUGGUCUAGUCAUGACCUGUGAAUUUCUCUCUUAGACCUAUAAAGGUGCUUAAAUCCCAGCACAGUUCCACUUCAGGAAAACAUGUCCUUUUGUGACUCCCAGCUGUGCUUGCUAAGACUUGCAGCUCUUCUGAGAGCAUUGUCUGCAAAGGAGACCUAGAGCUAUAUGGAUAAUGACAGGACUCAAAACGUCUUUCUGAUCUAGGAGGUCUUGAUGCUGCUGAGGAUUCAGAAUUCAGGUAGGUGUCAAGGGAGAUUUUUUGACCAAAACUAAAUGUGCCUGAGUGAGGACAGUAUUUGUCAAAAACAUAAGGAGAUUGAAGGGAACAGAUAAUUUGUGAGUUCAGAGUAGGUAUGAACCAGGUGAGCUGAGCUAUUUUACAAGUGUGAUAUGUGUGAUUUGGUGGUACAUGAGAUAUGUGUGUUCAUGUGUAUAUGGGUGGCCCUAGGAAAAGGGAAUGGGAAGGUGAGAACUAGAUUCCAUAGAGGAAUGGAAAAGAAAUAGUAAACAGAAUGUCUAAUUGGAAAGUUUUCUCUAGAGACAUGAAAGUUUACUAAGUUCUGAGCAGGUUGGACAGACAACACAAAUAUGGUAUUAGCUAUAUAACGUAUAAAAAUUAAAAUACAUGCUAACUUCUUUUUGUAACUUAUCAACUGCCACUUAAUGGAAUUAUAGUGGAGCAUAUCUUGCCCUUGACCUUAAUAUUCAGUGAUUCAAGAUUAGAGCAUCGCUCUGAGGACUAGAAACACAGCCUCCUUCUCAGGAUGUUCUUACCCUCCAGGGGGACAGCCUCAGGCUGGAGCCACAAACCUACCUCAUGUCUGUUUAUGCAGGUCAGUCCCCAAUGACAUGAAGCUAUGUGUGUCAGGAGAAAACAAGAGUAUGUGUCAGACAGUGCUUAUUAGUGCAGAAAUAUAAAACUACCUGAAAAUAGUGAAGCUCCCACAAUCCCUGUGUUGUCUGGUAGUUCAGAGCCAUGUAGGAGCUUCUCUGAUUUUCUAGUAGCAAACAUGGCUGCAGGACAUUUAGAUUCCUAAGGACUACAGGGCAGGAGCAUGUCUUGAAUAUAUGUGAUCACAGGGAGAUCAUAGGGCACACAGGCUCAUUUAAGCCACUAUACAAGCUUAUCAGAUGGAAAUUUCUGAUCCCCUCUACCAGUGAUCUUUCUGGGGCUGCUAGCUGCUUGUGCUCCUGGCACUACCUUCUCCAGUGAAGGACAGAAGGCAGCUCCAUACUGCAGAUUUUCCGGUGUCUCUGAAGGGGAAAUGAGAACUUCUGAGGAAAAGACAAAAGUUACCCUAUUAAGUAAGUCUCCUUUAUUAGGGAGGAAUCCUUUCUGCUUCUAGGGCAACCAUGGACAAUUAGGAGUGACCUGAACUCUUUAAAAACAAAAAACAAUGAUUGGCUUGGGGGAAAGUUCCGAUUAAGCUCCUCAGAAACUCCUUAUUUAUUCAUACAAGCUAUGUACCUGUCUGUCCCUCUGUGCCAUGAAUGAACCAAGAUCCCUGACUGAUAAAGGACAAGAGCAGGAGGCCUCUUGUAUAGGUUUCAUACCUCCUUGAAUGGUCUUGGCUGUUGAAUGGUCUUAGGGCAGUUAGGCACACUAAGCAAGGCAUAUGGGAAAUGUCUCAGCAGUCACAAGUCUUGGCCUGUACCCAUCUUAAUUUCAUGUUUUGGGAGACAGAAGUAAGGCUUUUGUAAGAGCUUUAUAAGAUUAGGUGUGAAAGGGAAAUACUGCUUGAUAAAUUACUGGUUUAUCAAGCAGUUUUAUAAAAAUUUGUGACAUAAUUUUAGUGUCUAAUCCCUCUAUAUAAUGCAGCAUUUUGGUAGAAUUAUGGCAGAAUUACUAAUAAAGCUUAUAGAUUAGAAGAAAGAAUGGAAGAUAAAAAUAGCAGGAAAAGAGAGGGAGAAAGCAAGGAAGCAAGCAAGCAGGCAUGUGCCUGCACUGUUCCAUAGUAGACAAGAGAUUUAUAAAUGGGAAAAUUAUCUUUUUCUGAGUUCAGGUUGAAUUUGUGAUUAACCACUGUUCUUUAAGCCAUGCUGCACUCCAGACAAGAGCACAAACACAGACGAGUCUUUUUAUUUUCCCACCUUGUAUUUUAGUAACAAAAAAAAAACCAAAAAAACCAUCAGUAUUAGAAAGCCAGUUAAUAAAGGCUUUGUUUCUGGGGGCAGAGGCAAUGCCUCUGUUAACCUUGCAGGUGAGGUGGGCAGGCUGCUGUAAAUGCAGUGUUCGGAUGGUGUGGCCAGGAUGUGCUCACAGCCUGCUUUGCUGGGACUGUGCGUUUCACAUACACCCACUCAUGUGGCCAUUAGCAACCACUUGAGCUACCUGUGUCCUUGCCUGCAAUCUUAUGCUUAGUGUGCAUGGUAAACUGCAUGUACAGCAAUUCACUGUGCUAUUCAUUACAUGAUAUAUAAUUUGGUAUAAAGAAAUGUUUAAAUAAAUUGUUAUUAUUUUGAAAUUAUCAAACAUUGGAAGACAUACAGUGUAAGAAACUCAACACUAUCAACUGCAGCUGUGACCUUUUAGACUAACUGGUCUGAACAGACUUACACCUGCAGCUGUAUAUCAUCCUUUAACAUAAACAUAUCAAGUGAGAAGCAAACAUGGUGUUUUUUAUAAAGUGUGUUGUCUGAUACAGCAUAAAGUAAUAGCAUGACUUGCUAUGUACUUUCCUUUUAAUUCUGAAAAAGUCAAGAAUUUAUACAUUCAAUAAAAAUUGAUUUUAAUUUAGAUUAAUGACAACUGCAAUCUCAUUAAUUGUAUUUUUAAUAAACCAAUGCUGAACUGUG
Messenger RNA from Poecile atricapillus (Black-capped chickadee), 11232 nucleotides. RefSeq names its product protein phosphatase 1 regulatory subunit 3A-like. Gene Ontology annotation, cellular component: protein phosphatase type 1 complex. The coding region runs from base 49 to 3525 and encodes 1158 amino acids. The transcript is spliced from 4 exons. Gene Ontology annotation, molecular function: protein phosphatase 1 binding; glycogen binding. The record is from RefSeq and is a predicted model, not a curated record. Gene Ontology annotation, biological process: regulation of glycogen biosynthetic process. Lineage: Eukaryota; Metazoa; Chordata; Aves; Passeriformes; Paridae.